UGCUGCAGGGCCUUGUGUACCACUUCUGCACCACUGAAGGCCUCUGGCUGCACAAGGACAACUCCAGCCUGCCCUGGAGGGACCAGUUGGAGUGCGAGGAGUCCAAGCGAGAGGAGAGUGACUCCCCGGGGGAGCAGCUCCUGUCCCUUUACGUCGUCUACACGGUGGGCUACGCACUCUCCUUCUCCACUCUGGUCAUCGCCUCAGCCAUUCUCCUCGGCUUCAGUCUUCAGCUCAUCAAAUGCUAUAAUGUGCCAGAUGGCGAAGAAGAUAAGCGCGGCGGUGAGCAGCAGCGCCAGCAUGACUCUCUGGGCUGCCGCCUGGUGUUCCUGCUCAUGCAGUACUGCGUGGCGGCCAAUUACUACUGGCUGCUGGUGGAGGGCGUGUACCUGUACACGCUGCUGGCCUUCUCAGUCUUCUCCGAGCAGCGCGUCUUCAGGCUCUAUCUGACAAUAGGCUGGGGUGUUCCCCUGCUGUUUGUUAUCCCUUGGGGCGUUGUCAAGUACCUCUAUGAGGAUGAGGGCUGCUGGACCAGGAACUCAAACAUGAAUUACUGGCUCAUUAUCCGGCUGCCCAUUCUUUUUGCCAUUGGGGUGAACUUUCUCAUCUUUGUCCGGGUCAUCUGCAUCGUGGUGUCCAAACUGAAGGCCAAUCUCAUGUGCAAAACAGACAUCAAAUGCAGACUUGCCAAGUCCACGCUGACGCUCAUCCCCCUGCUGGGGACCCACGAGGUCAUCUUUGCCUUCGUGAUGGACGAGCAUGCCCGGGGGACCCUGCGCUUCAUCAAGCUGUUCACAGAGCUCUCCUUCACCUCCUUCCAGGGGCUGAUGGUGGCUGUCUUAUACUGCUUUGUCAACAAUGAGGUCCAGAUGGAGUUUCGGAAGAGCUGGGAGCGCUGGCAGCUUGAGCAACUGCACAUCCAGAGGGACAGCAGCAUGCAGCCCCUCAAGUGUCCUCCCACCAGCAGCCUGAGCAGUGGGGGCACGGUGGGCAGCAGUGUGUAUGUGGCCACCUGCCAGGCCUCCUACAGCUAA
This is a messenger RNA of Galeopterus variegatus (Sunda flying lemur), 1034 nucleotides long. It is a transcript of the gene GLP1R, whose product is annotated as glucagon-like peptide 1 receptor. Gene Ontology annotation, molecular function: peptide hormone binding; glucagon receptor activity. The transcript has 10 exons. The annotation marks the transcript as partial. The record is from RefSeq and is a predicted model, not a curated record. Lineage: Eukaryota; Metazoa; Chordata; Mammalia; Dermoptera; Cynocephalidae. Gene Ontology annotation, biological process: adenylate cyclase-activating G protein-coupled receptor signaling pathway; cell surface receptor signaling pathway. Gene Ontology annotation, cellular component: plasma membrane.